CCUGUCCCUCCAUGCAGCAAGUUAGAAAUACUCUAAUCUUUGCGCAGUAGUAAGACUUCUACAGCGCCAGCGGACGUUGGACUCAGAUCUCACUCCGACGACGCUCUCAAUACCUAGGAAGAAUUCAAAGGGGGCCUUCUCAACGCUGGUCUUUUAUCCCGGUAUACUGAAUUGCGCCGACAUAUACACGCUACCGCCAAGGCAACAAACCACAGUGCACGAUCGGCCUCACGCCCGCCGAGACGAAAACCAGCGCCGCGAGUUACACUUUCGACAUUUCGAGUGGCAUAUCUACAAUUAUCCACACGACCAUGGCCACACCUUCAUUACGCAGCCUCUUCGCCAGGCUUUCGUUAACACCAGCUACAUCUGCCAUUCCGCGCUCAACAAUCUCCACCAUCCUCCCAACGACCUCAUCGCUCACCGCCAUCCCCGCCUCCUCAACCUCUUCACAUUCGACACCAUGCCAACAAAUCCGUUCUUUCCACAAGUCGCCUGCGCGCGAAGCGAAGGGUGGGUCCUCCGCGAAAGGCGGCAAGAAGAAGAGGAAAAGCAAGAAUGUCGAGGGCCCGGAUCCGCGCAUCUUGAACCUCAAAGUGUCAAUGCCUCGCACCGUCCCCGCCCCCCUCCGUUUCGCCCGUAACCGCGCGCUGCGCCACUGGACGAUCCAUCGCGCGUGGUUGUUGUACCAGCGCAAGGAGCGGGAGAGGCAGGAACAUGAACUCCAGCGAAUGUACCAAUCGAUGUCCAGCGCUUGCGAGGAACUCCGCAAGACCAGCGGCCCCGGACUCCGUGACGAAGGCUACCUGUACCGCGUAGCGAUGGAGAAGCACGGCAUGUACGGCCACAACGCCGUGCCCAUCGAGUACGCGCGCCCGCAGACCGAGACGCCGCCCCGGCAGGCUUGGAACCACGAGUGGACGCGGUGAUUAAUGAACGCUGCAUUGUUUCUUAUUUUCUCCCAGCAUACCUCAACACAAUUGCCUUGGAACUAUUAUCAUGACUAGAGUGUACAAUACGAUAUACGAUAUGACAGAACGAAUGAACCGAGACGGGGACGAUUACACAGGGGAGGGUGGCCGGCCUACAUGAGAGAGAUAACUAGCUACACAGGCAAGCGGUUAUCCUUGACGUCGCCGAAUGCAGGAUUGCAUGGUUACCAUCUCAUCAGCUAGAUAGUCCGUGUCUUAUAGACUACAUAGUAAGGAUAAAUCAGGGCUACACGAACGCGUGUACGUUCAUUUCAUCAAGCAGGAGCUGGCAGUAGUGGAUCCCAAGCGAGAAUUGUCCGGGUUACAUGUGACGACGACGGCUCGAAACCCGUGAUAUUUUAGGCAGACGUUACCUUACCUCACACAUCAGGUUUGCGCGCAU
This is a messenger RNA of Xylaria bambusicola, 1374 nucleotides long. RefSeq lists its product as uncharacterized. The record is from RefSeq and is a predicted model, not a curated record. Lineage: Eukaryota; Fungi; Ascomycota; Sordariomycetes; Xylariales; Xylariaceae. Bases 312 to 929 code for a protein of 205 amino acids. Gene Ontology annotation, molecular function: structural constituent of ribosome. Gene Ontology annotation, biological process: mitochondrial translation. The transcript is spliced from 3 exons.